Aureobasidium namibiae CBS 147.97 is the source of this 1638-nucleotide messenger RNA. Its product is annotated as putative uracil permease. Gene Ontology annotation, biological process: transmembrane transport; nucleobase transport. The record is from RefSeq and is a predicted model, not a curated record. Gene Ontology annotation, cellular component: plasma membrane. NCBI's taxonomy places the organism in Eukaryota, Fungi, Ascomycota, Dothideomycetes, Dothideales, Saccotheciaceae. Gene Ontology annotation, molecular function: nucleobase transmembrane transporter activity. Bases 1 to 1638 code for a protein of 545 amino acids. The transcript is spliced from 3 exons.
AUGGAGCCACUGCGUCUCCGCUUUUUCUCGAAGAUCAACCACAUCAAGGCGUCGUCGAAGGCAAAGUUACAUCGCGAAGGAUGGGCGCUUCCGAAGCAGACCACUUCUUUCGCACCCGAGGGCACCUGGACUAACGUUGAUCUCGACGUGACACCGCUCGAGCGACGUAUCUGGACGCCCUUGUCCUUCCUUGGCUACUGGGUUAGCGACGUGCUAAGUGCUCAAUCAUGGCAGAUCGGAGCUUCCAUACUUGCGAUCGGUUUGACCUAUCGUGAGGCGAUCUAUUGCAUCAUAAUUGGUUCAUCUGUCAUGGCAGGUGCUAUCGCUCUCAAUGGAGCACCUGGCGCCUAUCUGAGAGUCCCGUUCCCUGUCUGGAGUCGAUCCGCUUUUGGAUACCACGGUGCGAAGCUCCCAGUCAUAUGUCGUAUGAUUACAGCGCUGUUUUGGCAUUCUAUCCAGACAUACACUGGAUCUUUAGCAAUGACUGUCAUGCUUACUGCGGUCUGGCCAAGCUUCGCUCAUAUGCCCAAUCAUCUGCCAGAAAAUGCAGGCAUCACAAGCUCUGGUUUGCUGAGUCACCUGCUGUUCUGGUCACUCCAACUACCCUUCUUACUGAUCAGACCUCAUAAGCUGAAGUGGUUUUUUGUUGUCAAAGCAUUCAUCACCAUUACCGCUGCUGUCGGGACGACUAUCGCAGUCUGUGUGAUGGCGGGUGGGUCUGGGACCAUUUGGGAUCAACUGCCGCAGGUCCAGGGGUCAACUCGUGUCUGGCUUAUCAUUGCCACACUGACAGCCCAGACUGGAAGCUGGUCGACAGUCGGAACCAACAUUUCGGACUUUACUCGAUACGCAAAGAAGCCUCGUAGCAUCUACUAUCAGGCUUUGCUUUUUCCAACUAUAUGCUUUGGCAUAGCUAUGCUUGGCGUCAUCAGUGCAUCUGCAUCGAAACCGUUGUACGGCGAGUACGUCUGGGAUCCUCUGACCCUUGCAUCGAAGUGGACCUCCCCAGCUGGAAGACUCGGUGCAUUCUACUGUGGACUUGCCUGGUGCAUCGCACAAAUCGGUGUCAAUGUCUCGGCGAAUGUCAUCUCGGUCUCGAACGACUUGACUAGCUUGUUUCCAAGAUAUAUCAAUCUGCGCAGAGCUGCUUUGCUGACCACAGUUGUCGGUGGUUGGGGAAUGGUGCCUUGGAAAAUCAUCACUGGUGCUGCGAGCUUGAUUGACUUCAUGGCCAGUCUGGGUAUCUUCUUGGCCCCGAUCAUUGGUAUCUCCAUUGCAGACUAUUGGGUGGUAAAGAGGCGUCGCAUCGAGAUUGCCGCAUUGUAUCGCCCUGGAGGGAGAUAUCGCUAUCAUGCAGGUAUCAACUGGAGAGCCAUGUUGGCAAUGUUGUGCAGUGUUGGACCGACCAUGCCUAGAUUGGUGAAGAACAUAUCGCCAUCCUUGGACAUCGGCGGUGCACAAUACAUCAACGACCUGGUUUGGUACUAUGGCUUUGUGGUCUCUUUCUCAGUCUACAUCGUGGUCUCUCUGAUAUGGCCGGCGGAGGACACUUUGGUUGCCAAGUAUCUGCUAUCUGAAGAUGCGGAGCUGGAGGUUCAGGUGGUUGAGGAGUUCCCUGUCAAGAUGGAGAAGGACUAG